UCAACUCCAGUCUCAACCACUAUUUCCCACUCUUAAACCUAGCUCACAUCUCUAUCUCGUCUGCACGUCUGCAGAUCACACAGAACAAGAACAAGCAAUCGAAAAAGCCACGAAGCCCACCAACCCUAACCAUGUCGGGAGUUUGGGUGUUCAAGAACGGAGUGAUUCGUCUCGUCGAGAACCCGAACCAGUCGUCUGAUUCGUCGCACGGUCGGAGAAAAGUUCUUGUCUACUUACCGACCGGAGAAAUUGUCUCCUCGUAUUCAUCUCUCGAGCAGAUUCUCCGGAGCCUCGGUUGGGAGAGGUACUACGGCGGCGACAGCGAUCUCAUUCAGUUCCACAAACGCUCAUCCAUCGAUCUCAUCUCUCUCCCCCGAGAUUUCUCAAAGUUCAACUCCGUUUACAUGUACGACAUCGUCGUCAAGAACCCUAAUUCCUUCCACGUCCGUGAUUGCCAUUGAGUUUGUAUUAAUUCGGUUCGUUAGCUUGUGUUGUGCUUUUUUUUUUGUUUUGAUCGGGUCUUGUUCAUUUUCACGUGUUUCGGUGUGCAUGUGCAUGUUGGCGUUUAUUGUCUUUUGUUUCUUUUUGGCCAUUGUGGGUGGGGGCUUUUUGUUUGAAGUUGAAACGGAGGUUGCAUUGGUUGUAGCCAUGUCGUUGAUGUACCUGUGUAAUCGUGUUUAUUUGAGUUAAUUAAUCAAGCGUCUGGUUUCACAAUUA
Molecule: messenger RNA, 717 nt
Organism: Tarenaya hassleriana
Lineage: Eukaryota; Viridiplantae; Streptophyta; Magnoliopsida; Brassicales; Cleomaceae
Product: flowering-promoting factor 1-like protein 2
Exons: 1
Coding region: 132-461 (109 amino acids)
Biological process (GO): regulation of flower development; vegetative to reproductive phase transition of meristem
Source: RefSeq, a predicted model, not a curated record